Molecule: messenger RNA, 1794 nt
Organism: Plasmopara halstedii
Lineage: Eukaryota; Oomycota; Peronosporomycetes; Peronosporales; Peronosporaceae
Exons: 1
Coding region: 1-1794 (597 amino acids)
Molecular function (GO): oxidoreductase activity; copper ion binding
Source: RefSeq, a predicted model, not a curated record
AUGAGAAAUCGAGCUAAAGGUCUCAACUAUCUGAUUGUCUUCGUAGCAGUUUUACAAGUUCUUCAGCUUCAUUGCAGUAUGGCUGAUGUUGUCAGUUAUGACUGGCGUAUUACGUCUCUCUACAGCGAAUAUGACGGAGUUUUCAUUCACUCCAUCGGCAUUAACGACAAACCUGCUGAUCAAGCUGUGAUUGAUGUUGUGCUGGGUCAAGAAGUAGAAGUCCGCGUGACAAAUCAAAUUGAUGAACCCUCAUGUUUACAUUGGCAUGGACUGAAGCAACUUGGUACCCAGGAGAUGGACGGUUCGUCCGAGAUUACACAAUGUCACAUUGCUCCAAACGGAACGGCAGUCUAUCACUUUCAACCUGAUAAAGCUGGAACGUUUUGGUGGCACAGUCAUCACAUGUCACAGUAUGCAUAUGGACUUCGAGGUCCUCUUAUAGUGCGUACCCCGGCAAACCAACAGCAAAGUUGGAUGAAGGACAUUGACGCCGAAUUUGUUGUUCAAAUGGCGGAUUUGUAUCAUCGAGAGCCGCUACAAGUGCGUAUGUGGGAUAACAUUCUCAUCAACAAUCGUGGUCGGUACAGUUGCGUUGCUGCUGCUCAUCACAAUUUCACAAAAUGUACCGACAACCAACCACUUUCAAAAUUACACUUUCAAGCUGGUCAAAAGUAUCUCCUCCGUCUUAUUAACAUGGCUGCCUUAUCUCCCAUUGAAUUCAGCAUUGAUGGCCAUGAUUUCCAAGUUGUUGUAGCUGACGGUGACCAACUCCAGCCUUCCGAAUUUAUAAAUUCAGUCACUCUUAACACUGGCCACCGAUACGAUAUCAUUGUUGAAGCAAAAUCUCCAGCUCAUCAGGAGGCCAUGGGCUCUUUUUGGAUGCGUGCAAAUGGACUACACGGUUUGCCGUGGACUCGAGGAAACGCUACGACCGCUGGUGAGGGUUACACUUACGAAGGUCUUGCUGUGAUUUCCUACGAAUCGGGAGGCGAGAUUGGUGCAACAUCACUAACGAAGCGGGACGAAGUCUAUCCAACCUCUACGAAGCAAGAGAAGCUGACAACGGUCAGUGAAUUUGACUUUAAACCACAGCUACCAAUCGUGCUUCCAGAAAUCCCGGCAGACCGAGUCGUUGUCGAGUUUAAGAUGGAAAAUGGUCUUGGUCAUAUUGCUAUUGACGGAGGACAGUAUCAUCACUUUGUGCACCCGACUGAAGCUCCACUCUUUUCGAUCGCAAAAGGCUUGACAACUGAGCAGCUUCCAGUGGAAGCCAAUGCUCGUAAAAUUGAGUAUGGCAAGCACAUUGAAGUUGUCCUUGUCAACAUCAAGGAUGAACAACAUCCAUUUCAUAUGCAUACCCACUCGCCGUGGGUUGUAGGCUGCGGUGUAGCGUCUAUUGAACACGUUCGGAAAAAAAUUCUACCGAGUCCAAAACUGAUAAACCCGAUGACACGCGACGUGUACACAGUGCCACCUUGUACAUCCGAUAAUAACGGAGGUUGUCUCGACGUCGGAUACCUAGUAUUACGAUUUAACGCUGACAACCCGGGGGUGUGGAUUUUUCACUGCCACAUUGACUGGCAUCUGGAAGCUGGACUCUCAAUGAUUUUCGUCGAAGGUGAAAAGGAAUUACGACAAAAGGGCCUCAAAGCUUUCUCCAACUCGAUUCUUAGUGUCUGCAGCAGCAACGAUGAGAAUACGUCGCCCUACUUAAAGAAAAAGCAUGGCCACAGGACAUACACGGAAAAUUAUGGAUCAGAGAGUAAUUUACAGGGACACUUUGCAGACGAAUAA